CAUUGGCUGCAAAGCAAAGGUGCUUCCAAACAAUUUUGUGAUUAACUUUAAAAUUGUAAGAUAAAUUGAACUUAAUAAAAGCUCUAUUUCAUGUUAUCGGUUUAAAAAAAAAUGUCAUAUAAAAUGGGUGAUAAGAAAUCUAAACAGAGUGUAAGUGAAAAGAAAAAGAAAGCUGAUAUUGCUAAACAGUUCGAUUUGCCAGAGAGGCAAUCGAAGAUCACUUCGUUACUGAAUCAAGCUGGCCAGGCAUACUGUAUUUGCCGUUCUUCUGAUAGUUCACGGUUUAUGAUUGCUUGUGAUUCUUGCGAGGAGUGGUACCAUGGAGAUUGUAUUAAUAUAUCAGAGAGGGAAGCCAAGUAUAUAAAGAAUUAUUUCUGUGAUCGCUGUAGAGAAGAAGAUCCAACUCUCAAGACAAGGUUUAGGCCACAGAAAAGAGAAAAUGAAGCAGACUCAGGAAGAGAUGAUAUUAAAAAGAAGCGUAAAGAAAAGGACCAUUCAGAGAAUAAAUCAUCCAAGAGACCUGCUAAGGAUGGCUGCGGGGACUGCGCUGGCUGCCUGCAGAUCCAUGACUGUGGGCACUGUGAUGCAUGCGAGGAUAUGUUUAAGUAUGGCGGUAACAACAAGCUCAAGCAGAGGUGUCGUCAAAGAUUAUGCUUCAAGAGCAAGAAGGCGUCUAGGAUAUCAAGUAGUAACCGCAUAAAGAUAAAGAAGAAGCACCACGAGCGUGAAGUUUACGAACCAGAAGAGUCAAUAUCACAUUUGCAGACUGUGGAGCCGCGACAAUGUUACGGGCCGCAAUGUUCCCGCGCGGCGCAAUAUGGAUCUAAGUACUGCUCGGCCCAAUGCGGGAUGCGAUUAGCCACAGCUAGGAUAUAUCAAGUCCUACCGCAAAGAAUACAAGAGUGGUCGCUAGCUACUUGCGUAGCGGAGCAACAAAAUCGCAAGGCCCUAGAAGGGGUACGUAGCAGUCUCGCUCGUGCACAGGCAGCCUUACGAGCUUUGGACAAGCAACAUGUGGAUUUGGACAAUUUGCUCGCCCGAGCCAAGCAUACAACUAUACUGAACAGCGAUGAAAAGGAAGCAGAUGAUGAAACCUCGAUGUACUGCAUCACUUGCGGCCAUGAGAUACACUCUCGCACGGCCGUCAAACAUAUGGAGAAGUGUUUCGUUAAGUACGAAGCACAGGCGUCCUUCGGCAGUCGACACCGGACGCGAAUCGACGGGCAGAGCAUGUUCUGCGAUUACUAUAACCCUAUAAAUGCCACGUAUUGCAAGAGAUUACGGGUGAUGUGCCCGGAACACUUUAAAGAUCCCAAAGUGAGCGACACAGACGUAUGCGGUUGUCCGCUGGUACGCAACGCGUUCGAGCCAACCGGGGAGUUCUGUCGGGCACCAAAGAAGUCCUGCCUCAAGCACUACCAGUGGGAGAAAUUAAGGCGUGCUGAGAUCGAUAUGGAGCGAGUUCGGGAGUGGCUCAGGCUAGAUGAACUGGUUGAACAGGAGAGGAAUAUCAGACUUGCUAUGGCUUCCAGGGCUGGUGUACUCGGCUUAAUGCUACACUCUACAUACAACCACGAGGUGAUGGAGCGGAUAACAAAGGUUAACGAGAAUGGAAAACUCAAGGAGGGGUCAUGACACACGCAGAAACCGAAGCCUAUCUUCAAGAUGCCUAUGCCAGUAAAGUAGACACUGUAGACACCAGUUUGUAACUCACAAAAGUUACUCAACACGAGGAAUGGACCGUUUCGGAAACAUCAACUGCAUCUAUCUGGUUACCAACGAAUGGUUGUAAUAAAAUCAAUAAAUUAUAUUUUUCGUAAAUAUUUUUCCUAGUAACUAAGUUCUUCUCGAUUGUCAAUAUUUCAAUUUAAUUUAUGUUGUAGAUAGAAUAAGUUAUAAUAAAAUUACUUAAUAAAAAUAAAUAAAUGACUCCACUGUCGAAUACUGCGUGCAGUUUUGUAAUUUGGAAAUGGCGCCGCACGGCAUCCAUAUUGAAUUUUUUCAACCAAUUGUCAUUCAGGAUAAGAUAAGAAUUCUAAUCUCAUACAUUUAAGUCAGUCAGUUCAGGCAUAAGUGGAAGAAUACGUAGAUGAUCUAAAUAUAACAGAUAAUAUUAAACAUACUUUUUGGCAAUUUGUUUAAAAAGCGCUUAGUUUCCUACACUGUAUACUAUUUCACAUCCCGCCACAAAAUCUGUCGUCCGGCGAUGAAUUCCGAUGUUCUUCACCAAAUUUUAAUGGGACCAACUAGAUCAAAAAAAAAAAACAAAAUACAAAUCUUUUCCGAUUGGACCGCUUUAAGUUGAUACCUAUUACUAUUGAAUUGUUAAAAAACUUGAGUUUCCUUUCGUUAAAAUGUAGACUUGCUACUUUUUUUGGCUAAAUGGCAGAUUUUUCCCUGCUAGAAUACCUAGUAUGCAGCCAGAAAUGAAAAUAUAUUAUAUGAGACAAUAUGCGGUAACUUUUAUAGGGAAUUCGAAGUAUUUUAAAUAAGGCAAAACGAGUGUAGAUCAUCGGGACGGGCAUUUGCGAUUUGCAAUGUUUACGUGAUUGAAGAUUUCGAAUAGUGGGUGAUUAAAGCUACAAGACCAAGAACAGAUAUAUUAUUCGCCCAAACCUCAGCCAUUUUUUUUAAUAUUUUGAAAUACUACCUGUACCUUAAUAUCAUAGGUUUGUAUAUUUGGCAUUUUAACGAUUGAAAAAUCUUCAUUUUUGGUAUCUGAUUUAUUGAGGUAAGUUUAGGAUCGGUUGCAGUACGCUGUGUCAUGUAAUUUACGCGGGUGAAGCCGCAGGGCACAUCUAGUUUUAAAAAAAUUGUGUUUAAAUAUUCGUGGAUUUAUUAAUAGCCUUUCAAUAAAAAAAAAACUUUUUAUUAAUCAACAGUGAGUGAAAUUGUCUUCCUGGCUUAUAUUGUUUGUAAAUCUGUGUAAAUAUAUUUCGUGUCAUGUCUAAAAUUAUUGGGAGUUGAAAUAAUUAAAAAUUAAAUGAAA
Pararge aegeria (speckled wood butterfly) is the source of this 2989-nucleotide messenger RNA. Its product is annotated as CXXC-type zinc finger protein 1-like. Gene Ontology annotation, molecular function: zinc ion binding; DNA binding. The transcript has 11 exons. Bases 112 to 1635 code for a protein of 507 amino acids. Gene Ontology annotation, cellular component: Set1C/COMPASS complex. NCBI's taxonomy places the organism in Eukaryota, Metazoa, Arthropoda, Insecta, Lepidoptera, Nymphalidae. The record is from RefSeq and is a predicted model, not a curated record. Gene Ontology annotation, biological process: positive regulation of DNA-templated transcription.